GUGGUAUUCUCUCAUCUACGGACAUUCCAGUCGAAGGAUCUUAUUCGGAGAAGUAGGCUAUGUUUCCGGAGAAUGGUCAAUGAUAGAUGGAAAAUCAUGAACAGCGUUUCAGAACUCGAAGAUGGACAGCGACAUAAAACGCAGAGGACAUCGUGCAGCUACCUCUUAUGGACCAUUCUGUUCUUUGUGGCCGUGCUUCUGGCCGUCACGGUAACCGGCAGCAUCCUGGUGAUGAACCACUACCAGACUCCUCGUCACGGCAGCGAGCUCGACUCCCUGGCAUCCCACAUCAGCACCAACCAGGACACAGAGGCCAACGCUCUGGUCACCAUCGACCGUGGAGACGGCUCACGUAUCAACGUCUUCAUCGAGCCCAACUGCCCCGACUACAACGCCAACUUCCAGAGGCUGGAAGGGGUGCAGACCUCUCUACUGCACUCGUUCACCGACCACGACUCGGACCUGAAGUCCGUCAGGGGCCAGGACCGUGUGCUAUUGGUCAAGUUGGCCGAGGAUGUGGCCAAGCUGUCAGCCCACGCCACCCAGCUGAAGAUGGAGUAUGAGGGCCUGAGGAGGGGGCAGAGUAACAUCGGCCAGGAGCUUGGCACGCUGCAGACAGAGCAACAGAGACUCAUCGUGCUGCUGUCGGAGAGCGAGGCGAACAUGGUGAAGGUGGUGAACUCGGUGAGUGAUGCGCUCGACUCCAUGCAGAAGCAGACGGGCAGCAUCAAGAGCCGCCUCAAGGCCGACCUGCAGAGGGCGCCCAUACGCAUCCCACGGCCCAAAGGCUGCGGCAACGGAGAGGGUGCCCGGCCGCGUGACUGCAGUGACAUCUAUGCCAGUGGGCAGAGGGAGGAUGGCCUCUACUCCGUCUUCCCUGUCCACUUCCCUGCCGGCUUUCAGGUCUACUGUGACAUGACCACCGACGGGGGAGGAUGGACGGUGAUCCAGCGGCGUGAGGAUGGCUCGGUCAACUUCUUUCGAGACUGGCUGGCGUACCGCGAGGGCUUUGGCAAGAUCACCGGGGAACACUGGCUGGGUAUGAAGCGGAUCCACGCCCUGACCAUCCAGGCCAACUACGAGCUGCGGAUCGACCUGGAGGAUUUUGAGAACAGCACAUCCUUCGCCCAGUAUGGCUCCUUCGGGGUGGGGCUCUUCUCAGUGGACCCUGAUGAGGCUGGAUACCCCCUCACCAUCUCAGACUACUCUGGCACCGCAGGUGACUCUCUGCUGAAGCACAACGGUAUGAAGUUCACCACUAAGGACGUAGACAACGACCACUCGGAGAACAACUGUGCAGCGUUCUACCACGGCGCCUGGUGGUACCGCAACUGCCACACGUCCAACCUGAAUGGCCAGUACCUGCGCGGCCAGCACAUCUCCUACGCUGACGGCAUCGAGUGGUCGUCUUGGACCGGCUGGCAGUACUCACUCAAGUUCGUGGAGAUGAAGAUCAGGCCCACCAAAGAGGACAACCAAUGAUCCAACAAAUUGUAUCAAGGCAACCAGUGAGGCCAGAGUUUUAUCAGACUAGAGAUGACCUGGGAUAUCAGAGCAGAUUUGUACCAGAGAGGACAUCCAGUGAUGAACCAGAGCUUUUAUCAGACCAUACCACCAGGCUUUACCAGAGGCAGGGAGCGAGGAACAGAUAAACUGAGAUUGAGAGAGUAACACUCCUUUCAGACUGGCACUGUCAGCUGACAAAUGUCAUUGACAUUGCAUAAAUGUGAUUUCGA
Engraulis encrasicolus (European anchovy) is the source of this 1736-nucleotide messenger RNA. Its product is annotated as fibrinogen C domain-containing protein 1-A-like. The record is from RefSeq and is a predicted model, not a curated record. Lineage: Eukaryota; Metazoa; Chordata; Actinopteri; Clupeiformes; Engraulidae. The transcript is spliced from 8 exons. Bases 73 to 1482 code for a protein of 469 amino acids.